Molecule: messenger RNA, 2384 nt
Organism: Chelonoidis abingdonii (Abingdon island giant tortoise)
Lineage: Eukaryota; Metazoa; Chordata; Testudines; Testudinidae
Source: RefSeq, a predicted model, not a curated record
UCCGAUCCUGAACCUUAAACUUCUCAGUAUCUCUUUGGACAGCGGAGAGCUGGCAAAGGCUGUGGUGUUGAAAGGUUGCCCCUCUGACAAAUAAAUGGCUCCGUCCACCCCUGUGUCUGGAUUGUCUCUUCCAUGCCUGCUGCUGCUGCUUCUCCUGGAGAUCCCUGGGGCCGGGGCCCAGGAGUUCCAGCUGCUGCAGCCCCAGGGCGCCGUGUCGGUGUCAGCGGGAGAGACUCUCACUCUGACCUGCUCUGUGACUGGGCUCGCUCCACCAGGACCCCUGAAGUGGUUCAAGGGCUCGGGCAGUGGCCGCCGGCUCGUUUAUUCAGACGCAGGAUCAUUUCCCCGGGUGACGCGGGCUGUGAGUGGCUCUGACACAGACUUCACCAUCCGCAUCAGUGACACCCGCUCCGAGGACGCCGGGAUCUAUCAUUGUGUGAAGUUUAAGAAGGGGUCGUCAGGAGCCGAUGAGGAGUUCAGAUCCGGCGCUGGCACGACCGUGUCUGUGAGCGGUGAGUGCGAGCUCCCCCCAGCCACACACCCCUCCCCACCGGGGGCUGGUGCCAGGGCGGGGAACAAGCCCAGCUCGGCCCAGACACUAACCGGGGAGCUGCGCUUCCCACCGAGACUGCAGCAAAGCGGGACCUGGGUUGAGACCAGCACCUGUCAGAGCCUGUUCUCCAGCCCAGCUCUUUGGAUUGGGCUCUUCCUGGAGAAGGUGCUGACUGCCGCCUUCCUCCUCUUCCUCUUCCUGAGAAAUAAAGAGUAACAAGCACCUGGUCUAUUUCCCAGUUUUCUCGCACUGUCGCCACCUGCCAACUUCUCAGUCUGCAGCCUCUGUCCCCGCAGUGCAGGAAACGAGUCCCUAGAUGGUGGAGCUGCAGUGACCCCUGCUGGCCAAUCAGAUGGAGCCCAGACCCCUGAUGGGAUGUACCCUCCACUCACUCAUGCCUACUGAUUGCGAAGCCGCUGGAAGGAAUCCUGACCGGGCUGCCUGUUCCUUUUAGCCCAUUGGUUCUCAAACUGGGGGUUGCGACCCAGUUGUGUGGGGUGUCGCAAGCCCCAACCCCUGGGUGGACUGCAAGCCCCGACCCCUACUCCCAUGCGGGGCUGCGAGCCCCAACUCUGGCCAGGUGCGAUGUUGUGAUCCCCGACCCCAACCAGGAGUGGAGCUGUGAGCCCUGAGCUGGGGCAUCCGGGACACUGUGAGCCCCGACCCCUGUACCUAGCCCUUUGCUUGGUCAGUGUCUCCUGCAGGGAUCUUCACCUCCCUGCAGCACUCCUCUGCCAGCUUCCACCUCCUGCUUCCCGAUCCCCUCUGGCUCCUUACCAGGGACACCUGUCCUCUGUCAGGCUCCAUCAAGGUUGAUAGUAAGGCACAGGUGGGCUGGAUCAGUGCCCUUUUAAAGAGCCCAGCCCACCCUGCCACAGUGUGUGUGUGUGCUAGGAAGGAGGAAAUUUCCUGCAGAGGAGCCACUGGAAAGGAAUCAAUGAUUCUUGUCUGUGGGUCCAGCCCUCUACCCUAUUAAAUACAAUAUUAACCUGAGAGCCCAGCUUCCUCUCUAGAGUAAAUUCUCAACUAUAUGCACUGAAUAUUAGUAUUUCCCGGGUGCUCAGAGUCCUGAGUCCAGACCAGUACGGCUGGAUGCAGCUGUUAUGCAAAUACGUGGCCCUUGCCUGGAAGAGCCUGCAAUCCAAUGAUGGGAUUUUUUAAAGGGCUCAGAAUUGGCCCAUCCCUGCUCCCAUUACAGUCAAUGGUAAAACUCCAAAAAAUGUGGUGGAAUCCUGACAGGCAACAAUGUGCAAACGUCCCUCUUUGCAUCCUUCGGCCAGCAAUGUUGGCACGGGUGCUUUAUCUCAUGGAACUCGAAGGGAUGGGCUGCAUGAAGCUUUGCAAGAGAACACGGGGCAGCAGUAGCUCCACUGUGAGAUGCCAGAUAUAUAAUGAGGAAAACCAGUUUAGUCUGCACAGAUCUGGAAGGAGGACACAGAGCUAACACAGUCCACUUCCUUCUGCAUUGGGGAGGAACUGCCUCUGAGCUCCAAGCUUCUCAGUACCUCUGAGAAGAGAUAACAACAGCAGCUGUGCAGAAGGGUCUCCCUUUACCAUCAAGCCAAGUGUCUGGCUUCUUUCUUUUGUGCCUGAUGCCAAUGCUUCUCUUGGAAAUUUCUGUUGAGUGUGAAACAUAUAAAUCACCCACAUUGACACAAACCAACUAGUCUGGUCUCUUGCUGUCCGCAAUUCCAGAUGCUUCCAAACCCUCCAUAAUGCAACAAUUGUGGCAUUUCUACCAUGAGGAGAAAGUUCUCCCUGACCCCAGGUGAUGCUCUGGGAUCUGGAGCAUGAGAAUUAAUAACCCUGUAGCUUUAGCUCAGCUGGUGUC